GUACUUUAUCUGUGUGCAGGAAUUGGCACCUACAUUCACCUCAGAAUGAAUCCAAAGUUCUGGCUGGCAACCAUGUUUCUGAUGUCCCGGAUUGGUGUACUCAACGCCAACAGCCAGUGUCAUUUGAUGGAAAGCUCCAUUGGCGGAAUGUACUUGAGAGGUCACGUGUUUAAAACGUAUCGCGAUCAGUUGCCUAAAGAGUGUUAUUUCCGAUGUGAAGAAGAAGUCACGUGUCAGAGUUACAAUGUCGUCAUUGGUCAAAACAUCUGUGAAUUGAACAACCGUACAAAGGAAGCACGGCCGGAAGAUUUUAUGCCGGAUCAGAUGAGAUUUUACAUGAAGCGUUCUAGAAACAGAGGUACCCUUUACGUUCCCUCGACUAACUUUUUGCAUUUCUGGGCAAACUUGUUUUUUGAAUUUUUCGUUCACGAUUUAAGAAACUCAAAUAUCAGAGAAACAAAAUUUAUAGAUUCAGAUAUAUUCCUAUGGCGAGCCUUUUGAUGAUUCAAUUUCGGGGAUUGUUUCAAUAUUGGUAAAGCAUUUCAAAAUACAUAGACAAGUCCAAAUAACAGAAACGACGUUUUGGAAUCAUCGUCUCAUCAACUUCAUCGUGGGACUUAAUUAUGAAGUCAAGCAACUCUUUUCCUUAGUCAACUUGAAAAUUGUUUAACGAUGAUAUGGAAAUGUUGGCCUAUUUCGCUGCGUUAUUGUUGCUGUGUUCCAUCUCACUUCUUAGUCUAGAUCUGAUAGAAUUAGCACAGAUUUAUUUCUUUCUGCUUUUACGCAGGCAGGAAAGGUUGGAAAUUUUUUUUCCUAUCCUGUCGCAUCAGGAGGUAUCGAACUGUAUGAUGGUGUAAACUUCUUACAUAAAAUUCGUUUUUUUCUGACGUAGUUCUCCUCGGAUCCAUCAAAGAACUUCCGGCGAAAACCUGUGGUGAGAUUGAAGCGAGUGAAGGGAACCAGAUGGCUGACGGGAAAUACUGGAUUUACUCUGACGAGAAUAGCGAGGUCAUCGAGGCCUAUUGUAAAGGUAAAUUGUUUGACUAAAUUAGUAGACUCGUCAUCACCCCACUGCCUGCUUAACGUGUUCUCCUACUCCGACUCCUUAAUUAAACUUACCAAAAUAAUAUCUCGUCGCAGUGUUUCUGCAAAAAAGGGGAAUUAUAGACAAGAAAGAGUUUGUUUUCAGUAAUUGAAAUAGAACUACAAACUCCGAGAAGAAGAUUAGUCAAUGACAUGAAUCGUUCUUUCCCUUAUACAAAAUUGUUUUAAUGGCGAAUGGGAAUAGAUUAAAACAACUAUCCAGAUCACGACACCGAAAAGAACAAUGGUUUACCUUUUUUAUCACUGGAAUUUAUCUUGCAAACGGCUGUCACCCUAGUACCAUUCGAAAAUGUGUUGGCUGAAAGUAGCUAUUUUUUAAAAAAAUAUAGUUUAAUUAACUUUAAAAACUAUCUACCUAUCCUAUAACUUUAUCUUAGAGAGCUGGCAAAAGAUAAAUGGUGAAGAACCCGUCUGCUUUGAAGCCAAAGAUAACAAAUAUGGUUCCUUCAACAUGACAAAGAGUGGAAGAGUGAAAACGAUGAAGCUUAUUCACACGUCAGGGUCGGUGCGCUGCAACGAUAAAACUAAUUCAUCCUACUGGGGCUGCACCUGGCCAACAUAUGGAGAAAAUUUGAUGACAAUCAUCACAGAUGCCAAUAAGGAGGCCAUUCUGCCCCCUGCCAAAUACUUGAAAGCUUUACCUUCCGGUGCUUUUGGAAACAAAACACACUAUUACACUCUUCCUGGAUAUCACCAUAACUCAACUGAGCUGGUUUUUCGCAACCUCGUCAAUCCAUUGUCUGUCUCGAGCAACCAAGAGAUGCAGAUAUGGUACGGACAGGAUUGGAUGGACGACGGAGAGGAAGACAACAGCGGUAAAACUUGUGUUGAUGUGUAUGCAUGGUAUGAGUGA
Molecule: messenger RNA, 1957 nt
Organism: Pocillopora meandrina
Lineage: Eukaryota; Metazoa; Cnidaria; Anthozoa; Scleractinia; Pocilloporidae
Source: the annotation of a GenBank genome assembly